AUGCAAAAUGAACUCCCAAAGCAGCAGAUGCAACACAAAGUUGUACGCGGUGGGAUAUUCAUGGUGAAGCACACAAACGCGCUACGCUCUCGAGCGGCGCACUCAGUCCUGGAUUCGUGGAGUUCCACUUUCCAGGAUCCAACUUACCGAGGCUCUGAGUUUUUAGAGCUUCAACAGCCUGACGGGCGGCCGCUACAGCCAUCGUACCUCAAUGGGGGACCUUGGCUUUCAACCUUCGGACACAGUAUUACUGAGUUCGCCCGCGUUUGCCGGUAUAUAACUGGCCACGCGCCCAUUGGAGCGUAUUACUGUCGCUUCAAGAUCAAUGAGCCUCAUGGCUGCACUUGCAGGGCUGCCUUGCAGUCUCGCCAGCAUAUCCUCUUUCGCUGUCGCGAUAGAUAUUCUGUACACUAUCCCCGUUUUCUCGGGGAUAUUGCAUUGUUUAUGAAGUACAACCCUACGGCGUUUGGCUUCAACCGAGACCCUUCGGGUGUCAGAUAA
Molecule: messenger RNA, 501 nt
Organism: Cyclocybe aegerita
Lineage: Eukaryota; Fungi; Basidiomycota; Agaricomycetes; Agaricales; Hemipholiotaceae
Source: the annotation of a GenBank genome assembly